This is a messenger RNA of Nelumbo nucifera (sacred lotus), 2192 nucleotides long. RefSeq names its product molybdate transporter 2. NCBI's taxonomy places the organism in Eukaryota, Viridiplantae, Streptophyta, Magnoliopsida, Proteales, Nelumbonaceae. Gene Ontology annotation, molecular function: molybdate ion transmembrane transporter activity. The record is from RefSeq and is a predicted model, not a curated record. Gene Ontology annotation, biological process: molybdate ion transport.
UGUAAAAAACUAAACUAAACGAGAUGAUGAAAGAUUAGAAAUAGGGAAUAGAAACGCGAGGCCCACAUAAUAGUUGAGACGGCUCCUCACAAAUGGGCGCCUCACAUGCAUAUUCACAUAAUUAAUAAGUACCGGAGAUGUUCUACCUGGAUGCUGGACAAAAAAAAUAGGCCGCACGAUAGAUCAUAGCUCUCUAAAUUUGUUAAACUUAAAAGCACCUUCCAAGUUCCAACACAGUUUCCAAAUCAGAUGGUUGAAAUUCAUCUGAUUACCCUGAUUUUUUUUUCAAGACCAUUGGAGUGGGAUCUACAUUCCAUCCAAAGCUGGGACCUGACUCUUGAUGCCCAACACGGUCCCAUUCGUGUACUAUGUACACAGAGUCUGUACUCUGUAGCACAGAAGUAUUGACGAAUAUUCGAUUGACUAGGGCUUCAGAGGAGGGACCCCACAAGCCACAAUCCCACAUUCAAUCAAAAUUUCCCUCUUGCCUUAACUAAAAGCCUUUCACUGGCUCUCCUUGUUCCUCAAGCAACUGCUGAAUUUGACAAAUGGGUGCAGUGCCGGGGAAUGAGUGAUUCUCUCUCUCUCUGGUUCUUCAAGACUUCAACCGUCCAAGAGCCUUGAGAAGUGAGAAGUUGAUCCAAUUUCUCUGAUUGCUUCUCUCUCUCGGCCACACAGCACAAUGGAUACCCCAGGAAAUACUUCCCCUCUCCUCCCCCGGCGGUGGCGCCACCAAUUCCCCCAACUAUCCUGUGCCACCAGCUUCGGCCUCAAGACCACAAUUUGGUCUGAACUCGGUGGCUCCGUAGGCGAUCUCGGCACUUACAUCCCCAUCGUUCUCGCUCUUUCUCUAGUGAACCACAUCGACCUAGGCACCACUCUCAUCUUCACUUCUCUCUACAACAUCCUCACUGGUUUCCUCUUUGGCAUCCCCAUGCCCGUCCAACCCAUGAAAUCUAUUGCCGCCGUCGCCAUCUCCGAGUCCCAAACCCACCUCACCGUUCCCCAAAUCAUGGCUGCAGGCAUAUCCACUGCUUCCGUUCUCUUCCUCCUCGGUGCCACCGGCCUUAUGUCUUUCAUAUACCGUUUCAUCCCUCUACCCGUGGUUCGCGGCGUUCAGCUCUCGCAAGGCUUAUCCUUUGCUUUCUCCGCCAUCAAAUACAUCCGAUACAACCAGAAUUUUACAACCGGAAAAUCAGGCUCUCUUCGCCCCUGGCUAGGUCUAGAUGGUCUUGUACUCGCGCUGUCUGCAAUUCUCUUCAUAGUCCUAAUCACGGGUUCGGGUGACUCGGCUGAGAACGAUGCUCCGCUUGAAACAGAAGAACUCAGUUCCUCCAAUAGUGGUUAUCAUCGUCGCCGGCGUCUCCACAGAUUGCGCGUCUUAUCGGCAAUUCCGGCUGCACUCAUCGUUUUUCUGUUGGGAUUGUUAUUAUGUUUUGUUCGGGACCCAUCCAUUGUUAAACAUCUAAGCUUCGGCCCAUCGAAGAUCAGUGUGGUGAAGAUCACGUGGGAAGACUGGAAGAUAGGAUUCGUUCGAGCUGCGAUCCCACAGAUUCCACUCUCGGUGCUUAAUUCAGUGAUCGCAGUUUGUAAAUUGUCUGCAGACCUUUUUCCCGAAAGAGAGGUAUCAGCCACAGCUGUUUCCGUCAGUGUGGGAGCUAUGAACUUGGUUGGUUGCUGGUUUGGAGCUAUGCCGGUUUGCCAUGGCGCUGGAGGUCUGGCAGGGCAGUACCGAUUUGGAGGGCGGAGCGGUGCUUCAGUGCUGUUUCUGGGCUUGGGGAAGUUAGCUCUGGGGUUAGUUUUUGGGAACUCUUUAGUGAGAAUUUUGAGUCAGUUUCCAAUUGGGAUACUAGGGGUGCUCUUGCUCUUCUCUGGGAUUGAAUUGGCGAUGGCUUCAAGGGACAUGAACAGCAAAGAAGAGUCCUUUGUGAUGCUGGUUUGUGCUGCUGUUUCUCUCACUGGUUCCAGCGCUGCUUUAGGUUUUGGAUGUGGGAUUAUAUUGUUCUUGCUGGUCAAGCUUAGGAAAUGGGAUUGUUCAUUAGGGAUUUGGGGAGGAUUUUUCUCCAAACCCAACUCUUCAAUUGAUGUUGAAACUGGAACAGUGUGAACUCACAGAAUAAAAGGGUUAAUAAUCUCAGCUUCUUUUUGUCCAAUUGAUCCAAAUUAUAUAAAACCCUUUCUUGGUCUGGAAA